Messenger RNA from Anopheles nili, 4623 nucleotides. RefSeq names its product protein phosphatase PHLPP-like protein (gene Phlpp). The transcript is spliced from 8 exons. NCBI's taxonomy places the organism in Eukaryota, Metazoa, Arthropoda, Insecta, Diptera, Culicidae. The record is from RefSeq and is a predicted model, not a curated record. Bases 1 to 4623 code for a protein of 1540 amino acids. Gene Ontology annotation, molecular function: protein binding.
AUGGUGGUGAGCACGAGCACACCCAUCGGGGUGGCAACUGGUGCUAGUGGAGGCCUUGGAAUGGGAUCGAUCUUACGCACGUACAAACCACGCACACCACGUGGCUCCAUAUCGCGAUUCCCAAGUGCCGGCAAGUUAUCGAUCGUCAGUGCCGACAUCAGUUACGACGAACCCAACCCGGGAGACAGUGAUGGCAAUAAUAAUCGCUUACCAGGGGCGCUAGAACGUGCUGAUGAAGUUGACACACCAACGGCCAAGUGGACGGUCAAUGUUGGUGAGAGUGAUGGGAAGUGUGCAUACAGACUGGCGGAAGCGAAUGGUCGUCCUGGGGAGACAUCCUGCCCAAGCUCGUCCGGGGUCAUCAUCGGAAAGCCGGUCAACCUGAUGCUGUCAAAGAUGUCGCUGCUGUGGAAUACGAGCGGUUGGUUGAGGAUCUACUGUGGACCGGAUCGUAGCGAGAUCAGUGCCGACGAUCGGAGCCGUAUGAUACACGUCGUCACGACGGCUACUACGUUGGAUGUGGUCAAAGACAUGAACCUGCCGGGAGACUACACGCUCUGGGUCCAAAUCGGUGGAGGUCGCACGAGACGGUUGGAGGAAAACGAGUAUCCGCUGUUGGUGCAGGAGGAGUUCUUGAAGUCGCUCGGUUACUUUGAUGAGUCGCGUCGGGCCCGGCUUGGCAUCGAUCCGGAGUUGAAGCACCUGAUCCGGUUCCAUAUCGGACCGGCUGAGAUUCCGAUGUGUAAGGGUGUGCUGCGAUCGGGCAUGGUCGAGGUGUUGAAGGGUUCCAUGUUCCCGCAAUGGCGCCGGCGCCAUCUAGCCAUCGUAGGAAGCAAGUUGAUCCUCUUCCAGGGAACUUCCGCGAUUCCACCGGAAGUGUACGAGUUGGCGGGUGCAAAUGUGUUCGAACACGCGCCUUGUGACAAUCGACUGGUGAUUAAGAUCGUCCCCAAGUGUGGAAGUUCAUCUAGCGCCAGGGAUAGCCUCGAUCGAGCGUCAUCGAUUGUCAGUGUGGAGUUCGGCGAGUUCUCAGGAGCUGCUGGUGUAUAUCCUGGAUCAUCAGCGUCGGCGGUGACGGCGAUAGAUCGUGACACGGUGCUGUUUCUGGGCUUCCGUGAGUCUUGGGAGCGUGACCAGUGGAGCAUCUGGUUGUCGAUGGACGAACCAGACCGCAGCACCAGUCAGCGGUUGGAUCUGGAUGACUCAGGCUUGCAGCAGAUACCGGAUGUGUUCCUUCAAGCUCCGGCAUCCGUCGAGGAGCUGCUUGCCGGCCGCAAUAAACUGCAGGAAAUAGCCCUCCGAGCGUUGGGUCAAUUUACGUAUCUCAAAGUAUUGCGUUUGAAUGGGAACGCACUGAAGGAUUUCCCAGACAGUCUGUUCAAUUUGCGAAGCUUGCGGUUGUUAGAUUUGAGCGAAAAUGAGAUUCGUAAACUGCCCGACAAUAUAGGCGCACUCAAGAACUUGGAGGAGUUUACAAUCGAAAGGAAUGAACUACGCGAGUUACCCGACAGUUUGCAAGGAUUGGCUAGUUUGAGGGUUUUGAAUGCGGCCUACAACCAGCUCGAGCAAAUACCUUCCUUCAUGGUGAACAACAUGCGUUCGAUGAGUUUGUUUCAACGAAACGACUCACUUCGAAAUGGACAUCUACAACAAUCGCAGCUGCGAGACGCGGCCCAGAAGAGCGAGGAGAAGACGGACAUUCCGUUGACGAAGGUCAACUUGAGGGGGAAUCAGCUAAAGGGCAGCAUUAUCCUUGGCAACUAUGGACUCCUCACACAACUGGACGUGAGUGAAAACUCGAUCGAGGUGAUGGACCUGUCGGCGUUGGAUAAGCUGGAAACGAUACAGUGCUGUCGGAACAGUUUGCGAGAGCUAACACUCAGUGGGAGAAAUCUCCACUCACUGAUAGCUGGCAAUAACAAUCUCACAAAACUGUCUGUCCGUGCGACACCGAUCAACCUGAAGCACAUGGACCUCAGCUACAACUGUCUGCAGGAGCUGCCAGACUGGUUGGUCGGAUGCCACCAGCUGCGAACACUGUACGCGAACAACAACCAGAUCCACACGAUCUCGGAGCAUCUGUUGAACAACGAACACGCCACGAUCCAGACACUCCACCUGGCGUACAACCGGUUGGCCAGCUUCCCACCGAUGGUGAAGCGCAAACUACCACUCCAGAAGCUGUACCUACAGUGUAACCUCAUCGAGGACUUGCCCGAGAACUUCUUCAUCGCCUGUGAGCGGCUGACGAUCCUGAACGUGUCCAGCAACAAGCUCAUGACACUGCCGAUCAUAUUCGGGUCCGGUUGCAGCCUCGAGCGAUUGUACGCGACCAACAACUCACUCACGGAUCGCGUACUCGACUCGUUGAUCUGUUUGCCACGGUUACGUGUCCUUCACCUGGGGUACAACCUGCUGACAACGAUGCCAGAGACGUGUAUCAGCUGUUGGGGAGAUUUGGAGGAACUAGUGCUGUCGGGCAAUAAGCUGCGCCAUCUGCCGGAUAACCUCGCUAACAUGGCCAAUCUGAGGGUGUUGCGUGUCCACUCGAACCAGCUUCAGACGGUGCCGAGUCUCGGUCGGACGAUCACAUUGCGGGUGCUAGACCUGGCACACAACCAGCUGGAUAAGGUGAACAUCGUCUCGUUGGUACCACGCAACCUGCAAUUCCUGGAUCUAUCUGGUAAUCGGCAGUUGCAAGUGGACGCACAACAGUUGAAAGCUUGCCGGACGCAACGUCCUAUGGCACUGGUGGAUGUUUCGGGCAAGAACCGGCCCUCAUUACCCACGGCUCCACUGCCCUACCAGGAGCACGAGGAUUACGAACCCUGCUGGAAGGUGGGCUUCGCCGAAACUAGCGGUUGUCUACCGAAGUUGUGCAUCGCUCAACUUCGACUGCCUGGAUUCUGCAAUUCCGAGGGUCUUUUCGGGCUGUUCGAUGGUGAAUCGGGGAAUGGCGUACCGAAUCUGCUGGUGAAGACGAUCCCCAAGAUCCUGCUGGAGGAGCGCACGGUGAAGGAGACAGCAAACGACUACAUGAAGUAUACGCUUCUGUCAGCUCAUCGGGAGCUAAAACAGCGUGGUCAACAGGAAGCGGUCAAUGUGACGCUGUGCCACAUCGCUCGGAGUCGGUUGCCUACGGAAGCGAUGAGUUACAUUCCACAGACAGUGGCCGGUGGCCGAAAGUUUAUCCUGCGUGUGGCCACCGUCGGUGAGAGUUCGGCAGUGCUGAUCAAGCACAACCGCUGCGUGAUGCUGAACGCAGGCAGUCCUGGGAGGAAACUUGGCUUGAGUGCGAAUUUUCCCGUAACCGUACCGGAUCCGGAAGUGCAGGAGGUGGUGCUGGGUGAUGCGGAUGAGUACCUGGUGCUGGGUAAUCGGAAGCUGUGGGAAGUCAUCACGAUGGAGACGGUUGCGGAGGAGAUCCGCAAGGAGGAGAACAUCCUGUUGGCGGCCAAGCGUGUGCAGGAUAUCGCGCAGAGUUACGGUGCCGAGGAGAACCUUAGUGUGAUGAUCGUACGAUUCAACAACCUCGGUACGGAUGUGGACUUUCUGAUGCGCGAGUUGCGACAGACGAUCCGCAAGAAGCCGGCUCUGUUGCAGGGCGCCUCAGGUGGAGCGAGUGUGAUGGCGGGCUUCUGCAAAUGUGGGUGUUGUUGCGAGACUAACAACAGUUGCUGUCACUCGGGAGCUGCUGUCCAGUUCGUGAGACAUCCGUCUGGACGGAGUGAUCGAUCUUCACCGAGUGGUCAAAGUGACCAAACGAGUGGCAGCGAGACGGUGACUCUACACGGACUUCCGCGGGUUGCUGGUGCUGCAGGAUCCUUGGUCAGUCGACGUCCUAACACGGCCUACCUAGCGAAUGAACGGCGUAGUCUGCGAGGUGGCGUCGUGCGAGCGGUUCGAGCCAAGAUCGAGGAAGAAAAGGAAAAGGACGGCGUAGACGAGUCAGACUCGGCCAUGUCGGAAGAGCAGUUCAAGUGCUGGGAGUACAUGCUGGAACAGAACACGCAGCUUCUGUUCGACAAAGAGCUCAACACCAUCUCGCGAGGAUUCAUCCCAAAGCGGGUGACGGCUGCAACCGGAAAUGGGACGUCUGAUUCACACGCCACAAGCUCCUCUGCAGGAUCCUCGGGAUCUGGGACAAGCAACCUGACGAAGCUGCAGUUGAAGAACCUCUCGACGAGUUCGCCACAGUUGGCACAGCUCGAGAGUGACAGUGGCAUGAACUCAUCGACGGUUAGCGGCUAUAGUGGAGCUACGAUGACAACGGCCCGAGCGACGCCUUUUCUGUCGAAGCAGUUCGGUUCGACGCGUUCCUUCCAUCCGAGCUCCUCCCAGAGCUACUUCAAGCCGAUCCAGUACAACACGGCCGCAGCCACGACCGCAGCACCUGGUGGAUGUCGUCCUCGACCCAUCAACACUGGCCCCAACGCGGCCUACUUCGGGUCCUUGCAGCGACUCAUGCCGUACAACUUGGAGUAUGAUCUGACCACCGUUCCGGACCGGUACGGCUCGAACGGGAAUGUCCUCGAGCGCGACAGCACACUGGAACUGGACGCGAUCGACCCAGAUGGAGGCCGUAUGCGACAGUACUGGGGUGUAGCGACGACGGAGCUGUAA